GACAGACGCGCCCCUGCGGGCAGCUUCCGGCGGGGACCUCUCACAACACUAAUACAAAAAGUCAGCUUUCAAAAACAUUUUAUUCCAAUCCGUAGUUAUGGACAUACUUAUGGCGACCCCUUUGUUCUGAGAGCCCACCUGUUGCGUGUGACCACUUGGGUCAUCUCGAAUGAUGUGAACUUCAACCCAAGGCGAAAGUGAUCCCCAGAACCGAAGGUCUCUCUGCUCAAAGUUACUCGUAGUGAAAUUGCUACCCAACCAUGUCUCUAAGAGGAACUCAAGUCGACAUGGACGACAGCUCAUCCGGAAACAAUCCUUCUGUUCAGGUCAUACACCGGUCACAUUGUUCGCCGGGAAAGAGAACAUGCAGACUAUCUGUGCUGGGCUGCACGUACGAGGGCACGCAGGAUGACCUCGAGAACCACGAAACCUUGGAGAGUCAUAUGAAUUUCAUUCUCACCUACACUGAGAAAGCCAAUGGCGCCAUGGACACACUCCGGCAAGCGCUUACCGAAAGCACGCAACAAAACCUGGAAUUGCAGACUAGCUUGAAUGCCAUAAAGGAGCAGAUGACGAAUAUGCUCAGAGAGCAACACCUUCUCCAAGAACAAGUCCGCCUGCUCGCUUCUCGAGUUCACGAAGGGCAGCUAGAGUGCCGCCGGAGCACGGAAAGCAUAGACGUUAGGCUGGAGGAGAUGCUGUCGCGGUCCUGGUCGCAAGGCAAGUUCGUGUGGUACAUCAAGCCCUUCAGCGUCUUGCGGAGGCAGCAGGAAAACGGCGAGAUUGCGCGCGUUGUCAGCGCGCCCUUCUACACGGCCGCCCCUGGCUACAAGCUGCGCCUGAUGGCCGACCUGAACGGCUACGGCGAAGGCCGCGGAAGCCACCUGUCUCUCUUCCUGCAGGCACGUACCACUGAGCGUCUUCCAUUUGCUUACGUACUGGUCCCUGAAGUCGAAGUAGAUGUUCUAGCGGAAUGA
This is a messenger RNA of Rhipicephalus microplus (southern cattle tick), 977 nucleotides long. Its product is annotated as TNF receptor-associated factor 5. Gene Ontology annotation, biological process: regulation of canonical NF-kappaB signal transduction. Lineage: Eukaryota; Metazoa; Arthropoda; Arachnida; Ixodida; Ixodidae. Gene Ontology annotation, cellular component: plasma membrane signaling receptor complex. Gene Ontology annotation, molecular function: protein binding. The record is from RefSeq and is a predicted model, not a curated record.